Messenger RNA from Coregonus sp. 'balchen', 15239 nucleotides. Lineage: Eukaryota; Metazoa; Chordata; Actinopteri; Salmoniformes; Salmonidae. The record is from the annotation of a GenBank genome assembly.
UCUGACGCAGCGUCAAGCGUGGGUGGGGAGGCGUUGUCUAUAUUGCAGUGAGCGGGGGUUCUUUUGCCAAUCUUUGCUCGGAGUUUCUCGGAUAUCAGCUGCAAGUAAUUUGGGAAAAUCAUGUCUGGAUACUUGAAGGUCCUCCGCUCGCUCUCUAGAUCCGCGGCCAUUCUCUCCAAAACCCCCGCCGUGCUCGCGGCAGCUGCAACCUGCCAGAGUUUGCAACAGAGGAACUGUGAGUUUUUAGCAAAAUAGAGGCCCUUUGACAUAGUUACAUGAUAGUUUACAGAAUCAUACAGAAAGUGCUUUUAUACUGCACACCGCAAAGCCGGGUAAACUAACGUUAGCCUAUCCAGUUUAGCUUUCUCGCCGUUACUUUAGCUAGCUGUCUCUUGCGCACAAUUUGGCCAGUUUGAGAUGUUGGUUUAUUUUGGUUGAUGGGUAAGUAACUGUUACUAAUACGAAAUAUUAUUCAAUUAGACAACUUAUUCCAUGAAUGCACAGAUUUAUAUUAGAUUGUAGUCAUGUAGCAGACGCUCUUAUCCAGAGCGACUUACAGUUAGUGAGUGCACACAUUUUUCAUACUGAAUACAACGUUUGCUCGGUGAAUGGCUAACGUUAGCUGUCAGUGCACAAAAUGGACUUGUUUGUUUACAAGGCGAGUCAUCUUCCUGAUCUAGAAACCGGUAGUGAGGGGAUGAGAGGGUCGAGAGAUUUGUCUGUCGCUCUUUGUUGGCUAUAAAAAUUCACAUUUUUUGGCCUAAAGUAGAGCGAAUCACAACGAAUUAGGCUAAAUGAAGUUCUCGAGAUUAGAUUAAUGUAUUCCAAAUAUUAAAAUAUCAAAUCUGUCAAUUAACGUUACCAUUUGCCACGCAAGUAAAACUUGCAAUUGAAUAGAAUCAAUGACCGGAACAAGUCAUCUGCCAAUGCAAUCAUGGUUUGUGAAGUUAUUUAUAAUGUAUUUUUGGUGUGAAAAAAAUGUAUAGUGUCAGUCAGUAUGAAAUGCAGAAUAAACAUUGAUAUAAUUGUUUCUAACAGCUGUCAAAAUGUUUACACCUCCGUUGUUUGGCACUAGCCACUUUUUUUUUGUUGCUAAGAAACUUUUAUGAAGGUCAGCCUACUGUGGGACCAGGCUCUGCAACAUAAAAAUGUCUGCCAGAAGUGUUAUGUCCCACCAACAGCAUAAAUUAACCAUGUCGCAACUGUGGAGUCUAUCUAGAAAGCUGUUUGAGGGCACUAACUUAAAACGGGUACUGAUAAAAAAUAAUUUUGACCUCCCAAAUAACUUUACAGAUGCCCUAUAACCUUCCAGAUUAUCUUUCAAAUUAGAAAAUCCAAAAUAUGGAUAUAUUUAAAAUAGUACUUUGUCAGUAGCUAGUUAGGCCUAUAAUGCCUGCCCCUUCUAUUCUUUGACUUUGAAGCACUGUAUAAAGUAGCAGGUCAGUUGAAGGGCAGCUUGUUUCCCCUCUACCGUCCCCUCUAUCUGCCCACAUGUAGGCUUUACAAACCGUUGUCUCUGAAUCCUGAUCCUGAUAUUUAUGUGUUGGAAGAAGUGACCUAGCUGCCGCUGCUGUCUGUCUAGUACGGGAUUUUGUGAGGAUUGACUCAAAUGAAGGGGCUCUAGAUAUAUUAAAGGCUUUGGUCCUGUUAAAACAACCCACUAUCCAUCCAGUCAUACCCUUGUUGUGGUUGUAAGGCCAGAAGUAAAAAGGUUAGGCUGAUUUAAAGCAAAUACAGGCGACACGUCUUUUUUAAAAGUUUUACAAUGCUCAUGGAUGGAAACUUUCAAACUAUGGGGGAUGUUUUUGCUGUGACAUUUUACCUCAUGUCUUAGCUCUCAUAUUUUCCUUAGCCAAAAACAUAUCAUUAGUCUAAUUUGUAUUGCUUUGAUUCAAUUGACAUGUUCAUAACGUUAUUGGCAAACUGGCAAGUUUAUUAUUACAGUCACAAGAUGUACUUUGUCUGCCAGGAGCAUUUAUUGCUUGUAAUUGGAGCUUUGAAUUUUGCUGAGUGGAAGCAUUUUUAAAUACAGGCAUGACUGGGUAUGGUACCAGGUGCUAUUUGUUCUGUCAACUGACACACUUGCCUUUCCACUGACCUACACUUCAAGCGUGGAGCAAAAUUCAUUGGUCUGCUUCUGUCAUUUUAUUUGGUAUAACAUAUACUUUUUAAAGUAGUGAUAUAAAGAUAAAAGAACACAGAAAAUGGAGUCAUAGAAAUCAUGUAAUAUCCCACAAAUGUUUUGGUUGUCUGUUUGUACCAUACACACUUCCUUCAAUGCGUAUGCAUAAACAAAUUGCUACUUUAAUUUGCUCAUCUCAUUCUUUUUGAAGAGUAGCCGUGAGUAGCUUUAGAAAGUAGAUGGCGAAGUGCUCAGUUUUAAACGGAUGACCUGAAAUGUAGCCUAGACCUUAUGAAUGUUAAAAAAAUAACCUUAAACACGCUUGACUGAUAUUUUAGUUAGCAGAAUAAGCAUAGCCAAGAUCUGUUAACCUUCAAGAGUUAAGUGCAUGUAGAUAUUUUGGUUUGCAUUGUCCUUGACUACUCCCAACUUAGGUGCAUGUCAUAUGGGUAUGAAAGCUUGUCUUGUGUGAUACAGGCCUAUCUUUGAAAUGAGACCUCCAGUUGCAAGUGACUACUGUUUGCUCGUGCCCCUGUUGGCCCCCUACUGAUAUUUUGCAUACCUUAAUGAUUACUUAUGUAUAAACCUGUUUUGUGAAAGCUUACUUUGAGGUAAAUGUUUAAAUCCAGAGUUGGUGGCCCACCACUGUAUUUAUACUGAACAAAAAUAUAAAUUCAACAAUUUCAUUGAUUUUACUGAGUUAGAGUUCAUCUGACUCAGUCAAUUGAAAUAAAUUAUUAGGCCCUAAUCUAUGUAUUUCACAUGACUGGGAAUACAGAUAUGCGUCUGUUGGUCAGAUACCUUUUAAAAAAUGGCCUUCACAAUGGGCCUCAGGAUCUCGUCACGGUAUUUUUGUGCAUUAAAAUUGCCAUCGAUAAAAUGCAAUUGUGUUCGUUGUACGUAGCUUAUGCCUGCCCAUAUCAUAACCCCACCGCCAUCAUGGGGAAUUCUGUUCACAACGUUGACGUCAGCAAACCGCUCGCCCACAUGAUGCCAUGCACGUGGUCUCCGGUUGAGGCCGGUUGGGCGUACUGCCAAAUUCUCUAAAACUAAGUUGGAGUUGGCUUAUGGUAGAGAAAUGAACAUGACAUUCUCUGGCAACAGCCCUGGUGGACAUUCCUGCAGCCAGCAUGCCAAUUGCACGCUCCCUCAACUUGAGACAUCUGUGGCAUUGUGUUGUGACACAACUGCACAUUUUAGUGGCCUUUUAUUGUCCCCAGCACAAGGUGCACCUGUGUAAUGAUCAUGCUGUUUAGUCAGCUUCUUGAUAUGCCACACCUGUCAGGUGUAUGGAUUAUCUUGGCAAAGGAGAAAUGCUCACUAACAGGGAUUCAUUCUGGAGAAAUACGUUUUUUGUGCGUAUGGAACAUUUCUGCGAUCUUUUAUUUCAGCUCAUGAAACAUGGGACCAACACUUUACAUGUUGUGUUUUUUAUAUUUUUGUUCAGUGUAUGUAAGGCCUUAUUCAGCAAAUGAAUUUGGGUAUAUUGAAAUAUAAAAACGAACAUGUUGUCUUACUAUGCCAACCACAAAUGCAUGUCGGUUCAUACCUUGUAAAAAGGCAUUUAGGCCUAUGUACUGGCUUUGGUCCAGCUGUCACUACAGAUUCCAGUUAGCCUAAUUUAGAAACCGCUUAUCAGUUUUUAUAUAUUUACCUUUCAACCACAUGCCCCUACCCACACUAUCUUCAUUGAAUCUGAUCCAUCCUGCCUGUGCAGACAGAUUUAGGGUAUUCUGUAAUCAUCAGCUUUUUUCCCACAUUUCCUACCAAUGAUGCAUUGCGGCAAGACUGGGGUCACGCGACAAGAUUCUUCACUUGUUCGUGAGGAUUCUCGUUGCAAUGCUCUCUCGCGAAAAACUGAUGUGAUUUGUUAACUUAGCUAUACUGAACAAAAAUAUAAACGCAACAUGUAAAGUGUUGGUCCCAUGUUCAUGAGCUGAAAUAAAAGAUCCCCGAAAUUUUCCAGACGCACAAAAAGCUUAUUUCUCAAAUGUUGUGAACUAAUUUCUUUGCGUCCCUGUUCGUUCACAUUUCUCCUUUACCUAGCUAAUCCAACCACCUGACAGGUGGGGCAUAUCAAGAUGGUUAAACAGCGUGAUUAUUACACAGGUGCACCUUGUGCUGGGGACAAUAAAAGGACACUAAAACAUGCAGUUUUGUCUCACAACACAAUGCCACAGCUGUUUUGAGGGAGCAUGGAAUUGGCAUGCUGACUGCGGGAAUGUCCACCAGAGCUGUUGCCAGAGAACUGAAUAUUUAAUUUCUCUACCAUAAGCCGCCUCACAGCAGCAGACCACAUGUAGCCAAGCUAACCCAGGACCUCCACAUCCGGCUUCUAGACCAGCGGGGUCAUCUGAGGCCAAUUCUGUAAAAUGACGGAGGUGGCUUAUGGUAGAGAAAUGAACAUUUACAUUCUGGCAACAGCUCUGGUGGCCAUUCUUGCAGUCAGCAUUACAAUUCCACACUCCCUCAACUUGAUGUGACAACUCCACAUUUUAGUAGCCUUUUAUUGUCCCCAGCAUAAGGUGCCCCUGUGUAAUCAGCUUCUUUAUAUGCCACACCUGUCAGGUGGAUGGAUUAUCUUGGCAAAGGAGAAAUGGUCACUAACAGGGAUGUCAACAAAUAUUUGCGCAAAAUGACAAGCUUUUUUGCCUAUGGAAAAUGUUUUAUUCAGCUCAUGAAGCAUGUUUUCAACUUUACAUUGCCUUUUUUAUAUUUUUGUUCAGUAUAGUAGUCAACGCACCUGCUCGAGUACACAUUCUGGGUAAACAAUGGCAUCUUCUCUGGAGAGUUAACAUUGUCUAUUGCUGAUCACGUUCUCAACUUGUCCUUGCACAUUUCCCAUUUACAAGAGUACUGCAUAUUUUGCCUAUAUUUUUUAUCAAAUGUUUGCCGAUAUCUGGACGGCUCAAAGACUGGAUCAGUAGCCGUCAGAUUGUCUCUGACCUGCUUACAUUAAACAAGCUUCGGUGGCGGCCGCGCACCCAGAGUUGGCAACGACAAGGGGAUUUUGUCUCAAACUUGUCUGGGAUAGCUAAAUCGGGGUCAAAAUCGUGCAGCGUAUACCCAGCUUAACUGUAAUGGGGGAUGGGGGGGUGAAUCUCUCAUUCAGACUUCACCCAAGUGUCGGUAAGCUUUUCACACCUGGCAAACUUGUUCUCAAAACACAUGAUUUCUGCUAAAUGUUCUCUACAGUAUUUAAAGUGAAGGAUGGCCUAAUUGUUGCCAAUUGUGAUGGCUUGUCAAGCAAAGUCAACUAUUGGCUCUCAAUGGAUUAAGUGCUUUAUGACCUAAAUGAUUCUUCCUUUGGGUUAUCUAGUUCACUGCAUGCAAUCCAUAAUCUCCCUUUUACUGUAUGUGACUACUGUUUUAUUGGCUCAUGGCCAAGGAAUGUAGGCCUAAAUUAAGACUUGCGGCAGAGAUGAAUAAGCGAAGCUGUGUGUCACCAUCUUUGCGUGCGGGCAAGGUUUGGGCCUUGUUUUACACCUCUUGAGAGGAUUUGUGAAUGACCACAAGUUCUGGAGUAGGCUGUCUUUGACAGGUGCAUAGUCGCAGUAAAGGUCAUAUGUGUAUACUUAAUAUAAAGGUUGUCGUACAGCAUAGGUCUACGUGGCGGUCGUAUUUGAUCAUUCUGCUGAAUACCACCAUUUUGUUUCGCUACACUUCUUCUUGGAUGUCCUUUUUGGAGCAGUGGAAGCAUAGACUUGGCAGGAACAUCAGAAAGUCACUUGAUUCCCUGCACCUCCCCCUUGCCACGCCCUCUCCACUGCAUGGUGUAUCUGGGAGAAUGGGCGAGGGCCUUUAAAAGGCAGAGUCGUGUGGGAGCAGAGCCUUGUUUUCUAAUCAAUAAUUGGACUACUAGUCUGGGUGAAUCAGAGGGCAAGAUUCAUUGCAGCUACAGAUGAAGGAAAAUAUAAAUGUAUUGCUGUCAAUAUUCUUUAGUUAUGGGCAUUAAGAGCUGAAUAUCUACAGUGCGGGGGGAAAAAGUAUUUGAUCCCCUGCUGAUUUUGUACGUUUGCCCACUGACAAAGAAAUGAUCAGUCAAAUUUUAAUGGUAGGUUUGUUUGAACAGUGAGAGACAGAAUAACAACAAAAUAAUCCAGAAAAACGCAUUUCAAAAAUGUUAUAAAUUGAUUUUGCAUUUUAAUGAGGGAAAUAAGUAUUUGACCCCUCUGCAAAACAUGACUUGGUGGCAAAACCCUUGUUGGCAAUCACAGAGGUCAGACGUUUCUUGUAGUUGGCCACCAGGUUUGCACACAUCUCAGGAGGGAUUUUGUCCCACUCCUCUUUGCAGAUCUUCUCCAAGUCAUUAAGGUUUCGAGGCUGACGUUUGGCAACUCGAACCUUCAGCUCCCUCCACAUAUUUUCUAUGGGAUUAAGGUCUGGAGACUGGCUAGGCCACUCCAGGACCUUAAUGUGCUUCUUCUUGAGCCACUCCUUUGUUGCCUUGGCUGUGUGUUUUGGGUCAUUGUCAUGCUGCAAUACCCAUCCACGACCCAUUUUCAAUGCCCUGGCUGAGGGAAGGAGGUUCUCACCCAAGAUUUGACGGUACAUGGCCCUGUCCAUUGUCCCUUUGAUGCAGUGAAGUUGUCCUGUCCCCUUAGCAGAAAAACACCCCCAAAGCAUAAUGUUUCCACCUCCAUGUUUGACGGUGGGGAUGGUGUUCUUGGGGUCAUAGGCAGCAUUCCUCCUCCUCCAAACACGGCGAGUUGAGUUGAUGCCAAAGAGCUCCAUUUUCGUCUCAUCUGACCACAACACUUUCACCCAGUUCUCCUCUGAAUCAUUCAGAUGUUCAUUGGCAAACUUCAGACGGGCAUGUAUAUGUGCUUUCUUGAGCAGGGGGACCUUGCGGGCGCUGCAGGAUUUCAGUCCUUCACGGCGUAGUGUGUUACCAAUUGUUUUCUUGGUGACUAUGGUCCCAGCUGCCUUGAGAUCAUUGACAAGAUCCUCCCGUGUAGUUCUGGGCUGAUUCCUCAACGUUCUCAUGAUCAUUGCAACUCCACGAGGUGAGAUCUUGCAUGGAGCCCCAGGCCGAGGGAGAUUGACAGUUCUUUUGUGUUUCUUCCACUUGUGAAUAAUCGCACCAACUGUUGUCACCUUCUCACCAAGCUGCUUGGCAAUGGUCUUGUAGUCUAUUCCAGCCUUGUGUAGGUCUACAAUCUUGUCCCUGACAUCCUUGGAGAGCUCUUUGGUCUUGGUCAUGGUGGAGAGUUUGGAAUUAAAGGGAUUGCUUCUGUGGACAGGUGUCUUUUUAUACAGGUAACAAACUGAGAUUAGGAGCACUCCCUUUAAGAGUGUGCUCCUAAUCUCAGCUCGUUACCUGUAUAAAAAACACCUGGGAGCCAGAAAUCUUUCUGAUUGACGGGGUCAAAUACUUAUUUCCCUCAUUUAAAAUGCUUAUCAAUUUAUAACAUUUUUGACAUGUGUUUUUCUGGAUUAUUUUGUAAUUCUGUCUCACUGUUCAAAUAAACCUACCAUUUUAAAAUUAUAAAUCAUCAAUCAUUUCUUUGUCAGUGGGCAAACGUACAAAAUCAGCAGGGGAUCAAAUACUUUUUUCCUUCACUGUAACUGUCCAUGGAGAUAUGAAACCGCGAAGAGCAAAUUACUGUGCAGUGUCUUGUAGGAUGAGGUGACUUUGAUCACACGACUCUCCAACUGUUUUCUAGCAUUAGCCUAUUCAGGGAACACUUUCCGUGAUAUUUUAGCAUAUUCAGACUGUCAAAGAAUAUAUUCCAGUACACAUUGUAGUAUUGAUUGUCAUAGUUUUUUGGGUGGGCAUGUUGCAGUCAAACAGAUUAAGAUAUGUAUGUAUGGUAAUGAGCUAUAAUGACAGACUUUGGUUGCGCUGCAGUUUUUGUACUUAAAUUAGGCCAACAUUGGUGCUCCUCACUACUAGGUGUAGGUCAAGACCGUGACAAAGGCUGCCGGUUCCAUUAAUGCACUCUAUUCUAUUUUGGACAGAUGGGGACAAACGUAUCCAGGUGUCCCAGCCUGUGGUGGAGAUGGACGGAGAUGAGAUGACCAGGAUCAUCUGGGAGUUCAUCAAAGAGAAGGUGCUGAACUGGGACCAAUGGAGGAGGGUAGAGGGACAACACAGUGGCGUCUGUCAGCCCCAGGGGAGGACUGCUCUCUGACUAGUCUACUUUUACACAACUGACUGACCCAUAGAUUGAGUGUCUGUAUGCUGUGGGGGAUGGGAUUUUGUAAACUUUCUCACACUCAUUGGUAGCUCGCCUCUGGAGAUCAGUCUGAACAUGAAGAUUCAUGGGAGAAAAACAUUACCUGUUUUCUGACUAAACAUGUUUAACGCGUUUUGUUCCACGUAAAACCAUGGGAUCACAUUACAUGAAUGAGAAUAUGAUUAUUACAUCUACCAAUGUGGAGAGCGCGAUCUAAAUGGUAGUCAUUGUAUUUUUAAAGAUUGUUCUUGUUAAUAUUGACUUGACUGUCUUACUGUUAUUUUGACCCUUAUGUGCUUGGACUGUGAUGUGGACAUUGAUUAAAGCGCAUCCAUACCAUCAGUCAUAGUUCACUGUUGAGACAAUGUCUGGAAUCCUCUUGUCCUCUGAAUACAUUAUACCGAAGGUUAUCAAAUUGACAAGAUAGUCAAGUGACUGCUCCAACAAUGGAGAUAAAUGUCCUCAAAGUCAGGUGGGACCAUACUAGCAAUGAUUGGCCAGAUAUGCGUGUGAACAGGUACAACUAAGUUGUUUUUCUCAGUUGCUGGAAUGCCACGUGGAUCCACUUGUAUCGGUACAUAACAGCCUAAACAUUACGAAACUUCUAUUUGAUCAAAUACGCCUCACGUAAUUCAACACUUUCACAGACCGACUCCCACAUGGACAGAUUUUGGGCGGCGAAAAUCCUCUCUCUUCCAUUCUGUUUAUACCGGAGGUAAACUUUCUUUGUGACAAUCUGCAACUGGACAUACACUGCUAAAAAAAAUAAAGGGAACACUUAAACACAAUGUAACUCCAAGUCAAUCACACUUCUGUGACAUCAAACUGUCCACUUAGGAAGCAACACUGAUUGACAAUAAAUUUCACAUGCUGUUGUGCAAAUGGAAUAGACAACAGGUGGAAAUUAUAGGCAAUUAGCAAGACACCCCCAAUAAAGGACUGGUUUUGCAGGUGGUGACCACUUCUCAGUUCCUAUGCUUCCUGGCUGAUGUUUUGGUCACUUUUGAAUGCUGGCGGUGCUGUCACUCUAGUGCAGGGUUCUUCAAUUCCGGUCCUGGAGGGCCGAAACACUUCUGUUUUUUAUUUCUACCUGGUAGUUAAUUGCACUCACCUGGUGUCCCAGGUCUGAAUUAGCCCCUGAUUAGAAGGAGAGGAUGAAAAACAGAGGUGUUUCGGCCCUCCAGGACCGGAAUUGAAGAACCCUGCUCUAGUGGAAGCAUGAGACGGAGUCUACAACCCACACAAAUGGCUCAGGUAGUGCAGCUCAUCCAGGGUGGCAAGAAGGUUUGCUGUGUCUGUCAGCGUAGUGUCCAGAGCAUGGAGGCGCUACCAGGAGACAGGCCAGUACAUCAGGAGGCCGUAGGAGGGCAACAACCCAGGAGCAGGACUGCUACCUCCGCCUUUGUGCAAGGAGGAGCACUGCCAGAGCCCUGCAAAAUGACCUCCAGCAGGCCACAAAUGUGCAUGUGUCUGCUCAAAUGGUCAGAAACAGACUCUAUGAGGGCCCGAUGUCCACAGGUGGGGGUUGUGCUUACAGCCCAACACCGUGCAGGACGUUUGGCAUUUGCCAGAGAACACCAAGAUUGGCAAAUUCGCCACUGGCGCCCUGUGCUCUUCACAGAUGAAAGGAGGUUCACACUGAGCACGUGACAGAGUCUGGAGACGCCGUGGAGAACGUUCUGCUGCCUGCAACAUCCUCCAGCAUGACCGGUUUGGCGGUGGGUCAGUCAUGGUGUGGGGUGGCAUUUCUUUGGGGGGCCGCACAGCCCUCUUUGUGCUCGCCAGAGGUAGCCUUACUGCCAUUAGGUACCGAGAUGAGAUCCUCAGACCCCUUGUGAGACCAUAUGCUGGUGCGGUUGGCCCUGGGUUCCUCCUAAUGCAAGACAAUGCUAGACCUCAUGUGGCUGGAGUGUGUCAGCAGUUCCUGCAAGAGGAAGGCAUUGAUGCUAUGGACUGGCCCGCCCGUUCCCCAGACCUGAAUCCAAUUUAGCACAUCUGGGACAUCAUGUCUCGCUCCAUCCACCAACGCCACGUUGCACCACAGACUGUCCAGGAGUUGGCGGAUGCUUUAGUCCAGGUCUGGGAGGAGAUCCCUCAGGAGACCAUCCGCCACCUCAUCAGGAGCAUGCCCAGGCGUUGUAGGGAGGUCAUACAGGCACGUGGAGGCCACACACACUACUGAGCCUCAUUUUGACUUGUUUUAAGGACAUUACAUCGAAGUUGGAUCAGCCUGGAGUGUGGUUUUCCACUUUAAUUUUGAGGGUGACUCCAAAUCCAGACAUCCAUGGGUUGAUACAUUUGAUUUCCAUUUAUAAUUUUUGUGUGAUUUUGUUGUCAGCAUAUUCAACUAUGUAAAGAAAAAAGUAUUUAAUAAGAUUAUUUCAUUCAUUCAGAUCUAGGAUGUUAUUUUAGUGUUCCCUUAAUUUUUUUGAGCAGUGUAGUUUCCUUGACAGGACAUCAGAUUUAAAUUUAGAACGGUUGACAAUGUAAGGAAAGAAUGAGUUCUGAUUCCUCUGUCAAUGUGUCCUGCCCCUCCAGCUCAUCCUCUCCAAUGUGGAUGUGGAGCUGAAGUACUACGACCUGGGUCUGCCAUACCGUGAUCAGACUGAUGACCAGGUCACCAUCGACUCUGCCAUCGCCACCCAGAAGUACAAUGUCGCUGUUAAAUGUGCCACAAUCACUCCCGAUGAACAAAGAGUAGAAGGUAUUUGAAUAGCAUAUAAGUAUUUUGUAGUUUUACUGUAACAGUUUCAUUCCUUCUCCAAAUGCCCCAUUUGUUUUUUUGUUAAACCGAUAAUGGGAACCUACGGUUGAUGGUUUAAAUGUUGCCAUAUUGCUGUUUUGUGCAAACUGUGGUUUUCCAUCAGAGUUCAAGCUGAAGAAGAUGUGGAAGAGCCCCAACGGAACCAUCAGGAACAUCCUGGGUGGCACAGUCUUCCGUGAGCCAAUCAUCUGCAAGAACAUUCCCAGGCUUGUUCCAGGUUGGACACAACCAAUCACCAUUGGCAGACAUGCUUUUGGUGACCAGGUAAGUUCCUUCUAAAUGAAAGAAAUGUAAUUAUUUGUGACUUCAGUAUAUGUGAUUGUAACCGAUCCGUUGUUUUACAGUACAGAGCAACAGACUUUGUUAUCAGCCAGCCAGGCACAUUCAAGAUGGUCUUCUCCCCUACUGAUGGGAGCAAAGGCCAGGAGUGGGAGGUCUACAAGUUUCCUGGAGGUGGCUGUGGAAUGGGCAUGUACAACACAGAUGAGGUGAGUUCAGCACGGCAUUCACUUAAAACAGCUUUAUUUUGUCAACUAGAUAAUUUUUCUUUGAGAUUCUAGUGGUAGUGCAUGGAGUGAGUUCACCUCCUGUAAACCUGCCUUACCAUGUUUGUUUACCAUCAUGAGCAGGAGUGUUUGAUUUGACAAUAUCAGAGGUCAUGUGGCGAACUUUCAACUUGUCUAGUGGAAAUAGAAGUGGGGACUAAUCAGGGGUUAAUAGCCAGAAGGUGGUUAACCUCUGUACUGCUGCUUAUGACCUACACUAGGGGUGACCUAUGUUCUUUCUAUUCCACCAGUCUAUUUCUGGCUUUGCACACAGCUGCUUUCAGUACGCCAUUGGCAAGAAGUGGCCCCUCUACCUGAGUACCAAGAACACCAUUCUCAAAGCCUAUGACGGUAGAUUCAAGGACAUCUUUGAGGAAAUCUACCAGGCGUUAGUAUUUGUUGCUUUUUAUGAUCUCUAUAACCUCAACCUGUUACGGAGUAAAAUAUUGGUUGUUUCUUCCUGGUUCAUGUGGGUCCUUACAUAUAGUUUAUAUUGUGUAAUGCACUGCACUCUAGGGAUGUGACAAAUGUACAAUUUCUCUUAACGUUUAAACUGCACUUUUAAAAAAUAGUUUUAAGCGUUGUUAAAUCAUAAAAUGACAUUCACAAUUCAGAUGUGGUUCUGCGUAUGACCGCUGGGGGCAAUGCAGUUCACUCUACCGCAGUCCUGGCUACAUACAUAUCAGUCAUCGCUAGGUACCAAAGUCAUAAAGCUGGCCUAUUUCUUCAAUUUCUCUUCUUAAAGUGAUUUUAAUCCUAAACUUAACUACACUGCUAACCUUAUGCCUAACCUUAAAUUAUAUUUUUGGUCUCAAUUUUUACAAUAGACAAUUUAGACUUUGUGGCAGUGGAAACCCUACCAGACAUUACUUUUUUACUGCUGUCCCCCACUUACUCAGCAACUGUGGUAUUAAUGCCAUUUUAGGUUGUGUGCCUCUCCUCCAUGUUGUCCGUAUGUACUUCAUGUCCCACUUCUCAUCAAUGUGAUGGCUCAUUGCAGUGAUGUAUGACAGCGUGUUCUUAGAUGUCCAACAAUCUGUUUAUGCCACAUACUGUGUUUGAAAACUCGCGCUUUGCACUUGCAGCGCAAUCGUACAAUUUCUCCAUCAGGGCCGUCACGGUUUUUCGACAUGGCAUGUGUAGUCUUGUUUUAGAUAUGUCGUUAGGGUAUUGAAGCCGACAUCCUCUACCAUUGACGAUGGCUGCAUAUCAACUGUAAUCAUUUCUGUAAUCAGCGCUGUGAUUUUCUCACGCAGUCUCUUAUUGCACUGCUGCCAGCAACUGGUUGGGUCGUCCCUUUCAGCAUUGCACCUGUACUGCUCAACUCCACCUUGCAAAGUUUGCAUUUCAUCACCUCUUAACUUAGUGUUGCCAUACAGGACUUAGCUCAUGUCACUUACCUGUCUCACUCUCUUCCAGUUUUCCAACUGUUAACAACGAUGACGUGCGGAUCGCUUUUUAUCCCAUGGCAAAUCAUUUGAAAGAUUCAUAUAUCUCUGUAUAACGUUACAGCAUUGUUGCAUUAGGUAUUUGUGUAAACAAAUUAAAUAAAUCAUGAGGAUUGGGGCCUGUUAGUGGUAGUAUUUUUUUGAUAACUGCACUGUGAUUUUAAUUUUGUAAAAAAGGUUUUCGGUUAGAGAUUGUUCUAAAUGUUAACUAUCCCAAUGUCAUUUAAACGUUCACACCCCUGCUGCACUCACUAUCAUAUUGUUUGUGUCCAUAGGAAUUACAAGCCAGAGUUUGACAAGCUGAAGAUCUGGUACGAGCACAGGCUCAUUGAUGACAUGGUUGCCCAGGUGUUGAAGUCCGAUGGUGCCUUUGUGUGGGCCUGCAAGAACUACGAUGGAGACGUACAGUCUGACAUCCUAGCUCAGGGUGAGGGAUUAGGAAAUCUACACCUCACUUCAAAUGAAAUAGAAAUUAGUUUGGAUGAAAAUAGUCCUGUAACAGGUUUGACUACGGGUGACUGACAUACCGUCUGGGUUGCUGACAUACUGUACGGGUUCUCCACAGGUUUCGGCUCUCUGGGUCUGAUGACGUCAGUGCUGGUGUGUCCGGAUGGCAAGACCAUUGAGGCAGAGGCAGCCCACGGUACAGUGACCAGGCACUACCGCGAGCACCAGAAGGUUAGUCACUCUAGUACUAACCGCCUCCAUUACAACCCUAGGUCCAUAUUUAGAGAAGCAUAAAUCAUGGCGCAUGCAACAGUAGUAUGGGAGGAGUCAAAUUAGUGUCCGUUUGAAUGUCUGCCUGGUUGAUUUGUGUAUGAACAGUGCCGUCUUGUGGUGGAAAAUAUGCUGCCAGAAUGACCUCGUAGGCUGAAAGAAAUGAUUCAUCAACAUGGGAUUGUUCUAGUCCUAUUUUGUACCUGUAUUUCCAUGGUUAAACUGUAACCUUUGUCCACCUUUAGGGAAACCCAACCAGCACCAACCCCAUUGCCAGCAUCUUUGCUUGGACCAGAGGGCUUGAGCAUCGGGGUAAACUUGAUGGCAACCCUGACCUGAUCAAGUAAGGAAUUAAUUCCGCUAGUCUUUUUUCUUUUUAAAUUUAAAUGUAUUUUUUACAGAUAUUGUCACUAGAUAUGAUAAUGUACUGAUCAAGUUUGGCUUUAACUUAAGUCUUCAUGUACUGUACCAUGAAGGGAAUUAUUUAUCAUACAACAAGCAGUUGUGCUGUAUAAAUCCCACUGUUCUAUUCCAUUAGUGUUUGCCAGGCAAACGGCAGUGUUUAGAUUCACAGGUCAUCUGUUGUGACUAUUACUGACUCUUUUCUUUUUAACCUGCAGGUUCGCCCUGACUCUGGAGAGGGUGUGUGUGGAGACAGUUGAGAGUGGUGUUAUGACUAAGGACCUCGCCGGCUGCAUUCACGGCCUUUCCAAGUGAGCUCAUUACUAUUGCAUUGACAAAAUUCUUGAUCUGGCUAACAUGUUUACUAAUGCAUGGAUCAUUGUCAUAUUUUGGUGCGUUUUUGUACUAAUAAAAUCAUUUGAUUUCCCUGUCAUUGAAGUGUGCAUGACUCUGUCUCAGGGACAAGGUCUUGACUGAAGACGGAGUAAAUUGUGUUCUGAUCUGUCCUUCCAUUGCAGAUGCAAGCUGAAUGAGCACUACGUCAACACUGAGGACUUCCUGGACACCAUCAAGAACAACCUGGACAAAGCCCUGGGCAAGUGAAGGACUGAAGAGUGCAGCUAGCCUGCAAGUGACAUUGUCCUGUUUUUGUACCUCAUUUUUAACUUAGGUCAAGAUAACCACAUGCAUAUUGUCUGAAGUAAUAUGUAGAGCAUAAUGUAGUGUGUCAGAUUAGGGGAUUCUACUGUUGUGAGAUCUGUUCCAUCUAGCACUCCUAUGCCUAUGUUUCCAGGGUUCUAUUUUUGUAAUUAAGUACUGUAUUCCGAUACUGUAUUAUGCCUUUGAAGAAACGUGAAGGCCGUGUCAAGAAUAUUUGCUUAUCCUUGUAUGAUCUUAUACUUGUGUUCUGCCUUAUUUUAAUAUUAUGAUAAAAGGAGCACACUGAUUUUAAAGGUAAAUAAAUUUAUUAUUUUACAGUUGUCUGGUACACAUUUUACAGUUCUAGCAACAGGAUAUUUCCACAACAACGUGUAACACAGAAAGCCAUUCAAGUUUCAGAUC